This is a messenger RNA of Nanorana parkeri, 2030 nucleotides long. It is a transcript of the gene RAB3IL1, whose product is annotated as RAB3A interacting protein like 1. Lineage: Eukaryota; Metazoa; Chordata; Amphibia; Anura; Dicroglossidae. Gene Ontology annotation, cellular component: Golgi to plasma membrane transport vesicle. The record is from RefSeq and is a predicted model, not a curated record. Gene Ontology annotation, molecular function: guanyl-nucleotide exchange factor activity. Bases 350 to 1603 code for a protein of 417 amino acids. The transcript has 12 exons. Gene Ontology annotation, biological process: exocytosis.
UGCACACUUGUCUAUGUAGCCACCUCUUCCGCCUGUCCUCUACCCCUGUCCACCCUCACUCCCUGCAGCUGGAAGUGUUUCCUCUGUGUGCCGCAGAGAGGGGGGGGUGGGAGGAAGUGACAGGCAGGAGACACACACAUACUUAUGUGGAAUGCACUGAAACUCGACAGUGAAACAUCAGCUCUCCGCCAACAUCUGUACCCCGCUAUUGUCUCUGUGAGCUGCAUCCACCAUUUUCAUCCUUCUCAUUUCUUGAACUUCCACUUCCAUCUUUUACUGUCUGACCACUAAAUCUUUCUGGAUGUCCCCUCCCUGAGCCAGCCUGGAGGCGAGAGUGUCAGCUGGUGAGAUGUGGACAGCGGGGCAGGCUCCUGUCCUGGAUGGGGGUCCACAGCUCCAGCGCUCGCCCCCUUUUGAGGAUUGGUCUACAUCUCCCAAACCUGAAACUUCAAGAUCAGUCACCGAGGGAGGUAUGGAGAAGCCUAUCUAUGAUUUAUCUCGACUGCGCAGUUCCUCUGUGGAGAUCAGAGAGAAGGGGUCAGAGAUCCUGAGAGAUGAGCUGCUUAAGGCUCAGAAGGAGUUGAAGCUGAGAGAUGAAGAGUGUGAGAGGUUAUCAAAGGUCAGAGAGCAACUGGAACAAGAACUAGAGGAGCUAACCGCUAGUCUUUUUGAGGAGGCUCAUAAAAUGGUGCGUGAGGCUAAUAUGAAGCAGGCUACAUCUGAAAAGCAGCUAAGAGAGGCCCACGGGAAGAUUGAUAUGCUGCAGGCCGAAGUUUCAGCUUUGAAGACACUGGUCAUCACUUCUACCCCAUCUUCCCCAAACCGUGAGCUGCACCCCCAGUUACAAAGCCCUUCUAAGAACGCACUACGCAAAGGCCAUGCUCGCAACAAGAGUGCAGGUUGUGCUGCUGUCGUGCCUGCUGCCCCCCCAGCUCAGCCAGUCAGCACAGAGGGCAAAGAGUUUUCUGCAGUUCCAUCUCUUCUUUCAUUGCUUCUCUGUAUUGUACCGGGGAAGGUUGUCCAUAUAACCUACGAGCCCGGAUGGCCUGUCUCUGAUGAGUCUUCCUCUUCUACUUCCUCACGCCAGGUGGACACCCUCCUUUACUCAGAGUUUCUUGGAUGGAAAGAGAACCCAACACUAAAUAAAUCCAGCCCCUUCCUGUCACGUAUCUACCAAGAGGAUAUUACACCCUGCUUGGACUUUGCAAAAAGGGAGUUGUCAGAACAGGUUCUUGCUGCAGUAGAGGACAAUACACUGUCCGUGGAACCAGUCAUUCAACCUGCACUUCCCGUUGUGAAAGCAUCAGCUGUAGAACGUGGGGGGCCCAGCGGGUGUCGGGUGGAGGUCUUAACAAAAUGUGCCCUCAGUGGUCUUUCACGUUCGUGUCGCCAUCGAAUUAAGCUGGGAGAUUCUGGAAAUUAUUACUUCAUCUCACCAUCCUGUAGGGCCAGGAUAACAGCCGUGUGCAAUUUCUUCACUUACAUCCGUUACAUACAGCAAGGUCUGGUACGCCAGGACACUGAGCUUAUAUUCUGGGAGAUCAUGAGACUUCGCCAAGAGAUGUCAGUGGCAAAACUUGGCUUCUACGUCUUUGAAUCGUAGCGAUUCCAGUGUAAGGACAACGUAAAUGACCAAUACGGACCGAUGACAUUCUGCUGCUGUGGGAUCAAAUGAUAACUGAGAGCAGACGUGUGUGAGUGCUUUUGAAAACACACCUGAGGUGACAUAGACUCUAUGUGUGGACUCUUCAUUCAUAGAUGGUACUCCACCAAUGAUGAGAAUAAGAGCACACAACGAUCUAUACAUUAGGGAUUUUUUACAAAGAUCAAGAGCGGCUAUACACCAGCACAGAUAAAGCACAGAUAAUGAGAGUUUCCAGGUCAUGAGGGACACAAUAGUUGUUGUAUAAUGACCACACAUACACUUGCAGAUGGGGCCAUUGUAUGACUGGAUUUUUUCAUGCUGGAAUGUUGAUAUUUUAUUGGAUCUCAACUGAUAACAGUCACUUGUUCCAUACAAGGAACACAUU